This is a messenger RNA of Cokeromyces recurvatus, 801 nucleotides long. RefSeq lists its product as uncharacterized. Bases 156 to 734 code for a protein of 192 amino acids. NCBI's taxonomy places the organism in Eukaryota, Fungi, Mucoromycota, Mucoromycetes, Mucorales, Mucoraceae. The record is from RefSeq and is a predicted model, not a curated record. Gene Ontology annotation, biological process: positive regulation of transcription by RNA polymerase II. Gene Ontology annotation, cellular component: nucleus. Gene Ontology annotation, molecular function: DNA-binding transcription factor activity, RNA polymerase II-specific; zinc ion binding; sequence-specific DNA binding. The transcript has a single exon.
CAAAUACUUUCCUCUUCCUCCCUUUUAUUAUAAUAUUGUUUCUUACAUAAAAUACAUCUUCUCCUUACUGUCUGUAGAUCCUAUAUUAAUAUUUCAUUUUCUCUCUUUUUUUUUAGACUUCCUCUUUGUUUUCCUUUUCUUACUUACUUACUUUAAUGACUAUAACGAAUAAAAACUUAUUAGAAGGAGAUAAAACGAAACGUAAAAGACUUAAGGUAGUCAGUGCUUGUUUAGAGUGUCGUAGAAAAAAGACAAAAUGUAACGGUGAAAAGCCUUGUGUUGGUUGCAUUAAAGCUCGUAUGGAUUGUAAAUAUAUCAGUAAUAAUUUGUUAAAACAACCACUACCGCAAUCAAUUCAGCCAACACCCAACAAUGACUCAAGUUCAAUUGAAUUAAUCGAAAAACGCUUAGGCAUCAUUGAAAACGUCUUGAGGUCUUUAAUUACAACCAACAAUUAUACACUGCCAACUUCCGAUCAUUUUCCUAUUACCUCUCCUUCACAUCUUCCACCUUCUGAAAACAUGUUCAGAACACGAGGAAAAAGACAACGACAUGAAUGUGUCACAACAGAUAUGACUCUACAUCAUCAUGGGUAUUCACAGCAAAAUAAACUUGCGCCUAUUAAAAUCGAACAGCAUCGUAUUUCAACUAUUAAAAAUUUAUUAAAUAAUGAUGAUGAACAAGAAGAUAUAAAAGGGAAAUACUCAUGGUGUUCUUCUUCUUUGGAAUCCUAAUAAUAAUUUUUUUUAAAAAAAAAAAAUAGUCAUCCUUCAGCAUUCUAUUAAAUUCAUUUACAAUCGA